CACCGCGCCGCCCCCUCCACGCCAUGGAGCCCGAGCUGGCGGCCCGGGAGCAGAGCCGGCCGCGGAGGCGAAGCCGCCGGGCCUCGGGACUCAGCGCGGGCGGCGCCGCAGAGCCUUCGGCCGAUACCCCCGGGCCGGGGCCAGGGCAGAAAAGAAAACGAAGAGCAAAAGAUGAUGAUGUCAUAAGCCUUAGCAGCCUUGAUUUGAAGGAGCCAAGCAAUAAAAGAGUUCGACCUCUAGCUCGGGUCACAUCCUUGGCAAAUUUAAUCUCUCCUGUAAGAAAUGGAGCCGUCAGACGAUUUGGCCAAACCAUACAGUCAUUUACCCUUCGUGGUGACAACAGAUCCCCCGCUUCUGCCCAGAAGUUAUCCAGCAGAUCGACAGUCCCGGCGCCCGCCAAAAGGAGAAGCAGUGCCCUGUGGUCAGAGAUGUUAGACGUCAGCAUGAAGCAGUCUUUAACCUCCAGAGAGAUCAAACGUCAGGAGGCAAUAUAUGAAAUGUCCCGAGGUGAACAGGAUUUAAUUGAGGAUCUCAAGCUUGCAAGAAAGGCCUACCAUGACCCCAGGUUAAAGUUGUCUAUUAUGUCAGAAGAGGAACUCACACAGAUAUUUGGUGAUUUGGACGCUUAUAUACCCCUGCAUGAAGAUUUGUUGGCAAGAAUAGGAGAAGCAACCAAGCCUGGUGGAACAGUAGAGCAGAUUGGUCACAUUCUUGUGAACUGGUUGCCAGGCUUGAAUGCCUACAAAGACUACUGCAGUAACCAGCUGGCAGCCAAAGCUCUUCUUGAUCAAAAGAAACAGGAUCCAAGAGUCCAAGACUUUCUCCAGCGAUGUCUUGAGUCUCCCUUCAGUCGAAAACUAGAUCUUUGGAGCUUCCUAGAUAUUCCUCGAAGCCGCCUCGUUAAAUACCCUUUACUGUUGAAAGAAAUUCUUAGACACACUCCAAAAGACCACUCUGAUGUUCAGCUUCUGGAGGAAGCUAUAUUGAUAAUACAAGGAGUUCUCUCUGAUAUCAACUUGAAGAAAGGUGAAUCGGAAUGCCAGUAUUACAUUGACAAGCUGGAGUAUGUGGAUGAAAAGCAGAAGGACCCUAGAAUUGAAGCAAGCAAAGUAUUGCUUUGCCAUGGGGAACUGAAAAAUAAAAAUGGACAUAAACUCUACAUUUUCCUGUUUCAAGACAUCUUGGUUUUGACUCGGCCUGUUACACGAAACGAGCGUCACUCCUACCAGGUUUACCGGCAGCCAAUCCCAAUCCAGGAGCUGGUCUUGGAAGACCUGCAGGAUGGAGACGUGAGGAUGGGAGGGUCCUUUCGAGGGGCUUUCAGCAAUUCAGAUAAAGCUAAAAAUAUCUUUCGAGUUCGCUUCCAAGACCCCGCUCCAGGCCAGUCCCACACUCUACAAGCCAAUGAUGUGUUCCCCAAGCAGCAGUGGUUCAAUUGUAUCCGAGCUGCCAUGGCCCCUUCCCGGCAGGCCACCGGCCCCUCCGAGCUGCAGGGCUUGCCGGAGCCCCACGAGGAGUACGGAGAGAACUGCCCCCCUGCCAGCAAUGCCAGGGCCCAGAGAUGGGCGUCCACGGCAUCCAGCGUGACUCAGGUGGAAGUUGAUGGAGACGCUUCCGAAAGUGGCACCCCAGUGCACACAGCAGACGAUGCUAAGGGCAUGAAAGCGCCCCGAGCCCAGGCUGGCCUCCGAAAAGCCAGGGACAAAGCCCAGGUCGGUGGCAAGCGGAAAGAGACACUGGUGUAAAGGAAGCUCUGUGGUAACCAGGGGAGAGACUUUAUUUAUAACUGUGUACAGUUGUUCUUUCUUGUAAUGUGAGUAUGGGAGCGUUGCAGGGUUACUUAAUACCAGUCUUCACAUUUUCUGUUUUUGGUUGGGUUUUGGUGGUUGUUUUUUAUUUUUUUAUUUUUUUUAAUGGCAGCUAAAGAUAUAUAUACAGAUUACUGUUAAACUGCAGUCUUUUUUUUUUCCUCAGAUCAUCUAGAACAUGUAAG
This is a messenger RNA of Eubalaena glacialis (North Atlantic right whale), 1993 nucleotides long. RefSeq names its product neuroepithelial cell-transforming gene 1 protein-like. Gene Ontology annotation, biological process: intracellular signal transduction; positive regulation of Rho protein signal transduction. NCBI's taxonomy places the organism in Eukaryota, Metazoa, Chordata, Mammalia, Artiodactyla, Balaenidae. Gene Ontology annotation, molecular function: guanyl-nucleotide exchange factor activity. The record is from RefSeq and is a predicted model, not a curated record.